Sphenostylis stenocarpa is the source of this 1410-nucleotide messenger RNA. Lineage: Eukaryota; Viridiplantae; Streptophyta; Magnoliopsida; Fabales; Fabaceae. The record is from the annotation of a GenBank genome assembly.
AUGGUGGAGAUUCAAGAACAAAUCAACCCCUUUGAUGAAGAAGAAAAUGAAGACAAGGAAGAAGAAGAAGAUAUCGACUAUGAUCAGCUUAAGAAGAGAAUGUGGAAGGAUCGGAUCCUGUUGCAGAAGCUAAAGGAGAAACGCCCCAAAGAAGAGCCAGACCAAGAAGCAAAAGAAGAAGCAUCCAGGCUGAAGAAGAUGUCAAGAGCACAAGAUGCAAUCCUCAAAUACAUGGUGAAGAUUAUGGAAGUUUGCAAUGCUCAAGGUUUUGUGUAUGGGAUUAUCCCCGAGAAGGGUAAGCCAAUGACUGGCUCUUCUGACAGCUUGCGUGAGUGGUGGAAAGAAAAGGUCAGAUUUGAUCAAACUGCUCCAACUGCCAUUGCAAAAUUCAUGCCACUCCUUGAAAUGGAUGACAUGGAUCCAACUUCCUAUAUACAUCUCCUUAAUGACUUGCAAGACACUACUUUGAGUUCACUUCUUUCUGCUCUCAUGCAACAUUGUAUACCUCCCCAAAGAAGAUUCCCUCUUGAGAGAGGCUUGCCUCCACCGUGGUGGCCAACAGGGACAGAAACUUGGUCGGGUGAACAAGGCCUUUUGGCCCAAGAUCAUGGCCCACCUCCUUAUAGGAAGCCCCAUGAUCUCAAAAAGGUUUGGAAAGUGUCUCUCUUGGCGGCGGUAAUCAAACACAUAUCUCCUAAUUUGGAUAAGCUUAGAAGGUUGGUGACUCACUCCAAAACUUUGCAAGACAAGAUGACAGCCAAGGACACAGCAACUUGGUCCAAGGUUAUGAACCAAGAAGAAGCUCUGUUGCAACUAACCAACAAGUGCCUCAGAAUCUCUCUAUCAAAGGAAGAUGAAAAUGAAUGUGAAAGCUCCACUAGUACUUCCCACGAAGGGAGUUGUGUAGCUGAGUUGAAUGAUGACUUCAAUUUAGGUGGCAUCAUUGAGAAAAGGAAGAGUAUGAUUGACUUAGAUGGUACUAUUGAUAAGCUAUAUGCUUGUCAAUACUAUCAGUGUCCACAAAGUGAAACAGGUAUGGGAUUUCCAGACAAAAACUCAAGGAUGAACCAUGAGUCCAGUUGUACUUACGGCACAAAUCAGAGCCCAGCUCUCCUUCAUGAUCAAGUGUCCAAUGACUCACAAAUUACAUUCGUGAAUGAUUGGAUGAAUAUGGAGGUAGCAAGAGCUAAUCAGAAUAAUAAUGAUCAUUUUGGACAUCUAAAUGAUCAACGGAGAGAUAUUUCAGGACAGUCACCAGAAGAUUAUGGAGGCUUAUGGCUAAAUUCCCUUGAAGAUCUUGAAUCGCACGCUGCACUGGAUCAGAUGGACAUGCACUUGAGUCAAAAUCCGGAGCAAGAUACACCACAAGGCCAAGAAAUAACCUCAAUUUGGGACUUAACCUACAAAUAG